AAAUUUGCCCUCUGCAAAGGCCUCUUUCCCAAAUUUUCAGUCAUUUUGCCUUUCUCUCAGAAAGGACUACUGGUACCACAGCCGAUCCAGAAAAUGUCGGAUUCGAGACCCGAAUUGGUAAAAAAUUUCGUUGUCUCCAAGGGUCCCGGCCAAUUUUUUCCAGGUGCAAAUCCGAACGCUCCCCUCCCCUAAGAAAUCUGUACGCUGAAACAUGAUUGGGUUGCUGCAACUUCGAUCCAGUUGCUUUCGGUUUGCUACUCGGCGAAGAGGAAGCGCGCCAGUGACGCCUGACAGAUUUUACGUCUUCACCCUCUAGGAACCACGGUUUUCUAGGAAAGAGAACUAAUUCCGGGAAUGAAAUUCUACUUUAUAAUACGUUGUUUUAUAGAUUCGACGACUUACACGAGUCUGCCAUCAAUGCUGAGACGUGAAAUGCUCAGAGAAUUAAAGAAUGGGUGUUAAUGGCGGACCCGGAGUUUGGAGACGGCUGAAAGAAGCGUACAACAGAAAUUGGCCGUGGUCUCGAUCGACUUCCUCAAGAGAUGGAAUUGGCACAGUGAUUUUCGCUUCAACCAGCGAAGUAUUGACGUUCGUUUACCGUCCUAACUUGAGCGUCAGGGACAUCUGCACUGAAGCAGCUGUGAAAGUUGACAUCUCUCCAGUUGCCUUGGACUUCUUCACCUUGGUAACUGAAGAUGGCAGGGGUUUUCUCAACCCAAACAAGGUGCUCAGCGAAUCAGAGUGCAGUCAAGUGUACUUCUUCAAACUGUGCAUUAAAGCUUGUCAUGGAAUUGAGCUCAAAGAUUUUGACAAGAAAGCAUUUGAAUAUUACUUCCAUCAGUGUCGUCAAGACUUCUUGUCAGGAAGUAUAGGUGAAUUCAGCAUUGAGAGCCAAAACUACUUGGCCCAACUUUUCCUUUAUGAAAUCAUUUACCUGGCACGUAGACAAGCUGCACAUGUAUCCACCAAAGAUGUUAUUGAAAACCCGUAAGUACCUUAAAAUAACUAAAAAUGAAUUUGGAAUUUGCAUGCACAUCCUUUAUUAGAGUGUCUGGUUGUUCUAGCACCAAGGACACUAAUUGGUGACACAGACACAAUUAAAUAUUAUUAACAAUU
Molecule: messenger RNA, 1116 nt
Organism: Orbicella faveolata
Lineage: Eukaryota; Metazoa; Cnidaria; Anthozoa; Scleractinia; Merulinidae
Biological process (GO): protein phosphorylation; cell differentiation; cell surface receptor signaling pathway via JAK-STAT
Cellular component (GO): cytosol; cytoskeleton
Molecular function (GO): cytokine receptor binding; non-membrane spanning protein tyrosine kinase activity; ATP binding
Source: RefSeq, a predicted model, not a curated record